Suillus plorans is the source of this 3714-nucleotide messenger RNA. RefSeq lists its product as uncharacterized. The transcript is spliced from 11 exons. Lineage: Eukaryota; Fungi; Basidiomycota; Agaricomycetes; Boletales; Suillaceae. The coding region runs from base 1 to 3714 and encodes 1237 amino acids. Gene Ontology annotation, molecular function: protein binding. The record is from RefSeq and is a predicted model, not a curated record.
AUGUCGGAACUCAUUCCAAUCACUAUCACUACACCCCUGCGAAAGUUCAAAGGCCAUGAAGAACAUGUGAUAGCAGUUGCGGUUUUCCCCGAUAAACGACGGAUGGUUACGGGCUCAGGCGACAAAACGCUUUGUCUGUGGGACUUGAAGACAGGUUUUAUGUUGAAGAAGAUGGAAGGACAUUGCAACUGGGUGUGGCGUUUGGCUGUAUCACGAGAUGGACGAUUGAUAGCAAGCGGUGACAGAGGCGGAGAGGUCAUCAUCUGGCACGGAGAAACUGGCAAAUUACUCACCAAAAUUGAAGCCCAUUCCAAGUUUAUCAUCUCCUCCCUGGAUUUUUCUCCCGAUGGAACAGUGCUGGCCACUGGUUCAUAUUACGACAAAAUGACAAAACUGUGGAAUACCAAAACCUGGGAGCCGCAAGGAGAUCCAAUUGAAUGUGGUGUAUUUGUCAACUGCGUACAGUAUUCACCGUCUGGAGAACUUCUUGCCAUCGCAAAAGACUACAAUAUUCAAAUUUACAAUUCAGGCACCAGGAGACGCGUCGUAUCUUUCAAGGGUCACACAUCAUUGAACUUGUCACUCGCAUGGACGCUCGAUGGUACACGCCUUCUCACAUGCGGCAACAAGGACGAUCCUACCAUACGUGAAUGGGAUACAACAACCUGGAAGCAGGUCGGCGAUCCUUGGACGGGCCACACUAACCGAAUCAAUGCCAUUGCCAUUCAUCCUGCCGGUACAUUUGUCGCAUCCGCAUCUGGUGACAACCAUGUUCGUCUCUGGCGGCUCUCAGAUCGACGAACCAUUGCCGUCCUCAGGCAGUCAUCCUCCACGAUAUGCGUCACUUUCUCCGUGGACGGCAAUCACAUCUUCAGCGUCGCACGUAACGACAAGAUGAUCUCGGAGUGGACAGUACCUGAGGGUAUACAUCCAAAGGCAUGGACAGUACCUCAGCGUAUACAAACAAAGGCAUGUACAACUAUAGCCACCACAACAGUCCGCGAUGCAUGCAUAGAUGGAGACUUAUCUGCUAACGAAGAACUACUCAUGCAUGACAUCAACGCCAAUGCGAUGAACCAUACUCCCGACAUCCUAGCCAUCACGACGGCCCGUAUUGCAUGUGUAAAUGGAGACUUAUCUACCGCCGAAGAACUACUCACUCAAGAUAUCAACACCAAUCCGAACAAUUAUACUUCCUACGCCCAUCGUUCAUUUAAGACUGACUCGACGGUGACACAGUCCAUCGGGAUUCGGCCCUCACUGACAGGCUAUAUAUCCAAGGGCAUGGCCCUCUGCGGAAAAGGCCUCGUCUUGGAUGCGAGGGCAGCAUUUGAUGUGGCAUCCAUGUACACAGAUCAGGAUUCAGACAUCGUUCAUUUUCUGCUAUUGAUCAAGGCAAUCGCGCUCUUCAAUGCAGAUCAACAUCACGAAGCAAAUCUACUCCUCAAAGAACUUGCUACCGGUUGUCCGAAUACUGAUACUGUCGCAUGCGGUAUCGUGCAAGCAUAUCUACAGGUUCAACUCGGAAUCAAGGCCUUGGAUGGCGCACGCUACGACGAAGCCACCGGACAUUUCACUGCCGCUAUCGACUUAUCAUCGGAAUCGGACAUUCAUGAAAUAUGUGAGGAUUUGGUGGUGCUCUUUGGCUGGGACCUGAAGUCCUUGUGGCGAAAGGCACACCAUAAACGGUGUGAUGCACUCCUUCGGACGGGUAAACUCCAAGAUGCUGUGAAAUCAUACCAACACAUGAUGACUUUGACUGAUGAAACUACAAAUGCCGACUGCCUUGAUUGGUCCAACGGCAACGCACUCUACACUGCCAGCGGAGAUGCUGCUUUCGCUGCAAGCGAUUACGACAAGGCCAUUGACCUAUACUCGUUGGCGAUCGACCUGGAUUCUGCAUCUGAUGUCGUCUUUGCAAAUCGCAGCCAGGCAAAAUUAAAUAAAAUGCGAUGGGAGGACGCGCUCCUUGACGCACAAAAGGUCACCAAACUCAAUCCUUCGUCUCACAUUGGAUACCAGUUGGCGCACGCAGCGCUGCGUGGCGCGCAACGUUACGAUGAAGCCAUCGAGGCCUUCACAAUCAUGUUGUCCAAGUUAGACGAUGCUCCAGAAGUGCAGAUUCGAGAUCUGCGUCAGCAGUACGUCUGUCCAUUGGAAGCAGAAGGCGUUAUUCGAAGAGCAGUUGGGACUGAACUCAGUAACGCCCCGCUUCGUCUGCUCAACACCUCUACGGGUCUUUUGUGCGACCGAGUAGCACAGCUAAACUCCUUCAAAACAAGUCCAGAGUACAAGGAGCUUUUGUCAUCCAUAACGAAGCGUUCGGAUCUCGAAAUGGAACGCAUCAAGGAGGAUCAAGAUGUGCGCGAGUUGAAGGGACUUGGUGGUAUCGCGAAACUACAGUCGUUCUGCACAAUCGCUCGUGAUGCGGGGUAUUUCUGGGCGUGGAUGGAUACAUGCUGCAUCGAUAAGAGCAACCACGUCGAGGUCCAAGAAUCGGUCAACUCCAUGUUCAUCUGGUACCGUCACUCGGCGCUCACCAUCGUCUACCUGUCCGAUGUUCAUCCUUCAUCCCAGUCCUGCACACUGGCGAGCAGUGUCUGGAACGAACGAGGAUGGACCUUUCAAGAAUUCGUCGCUCCGAAAGUCGUUAUAUUUUAUCAGAAGGACUGGUCGUUGUAUCUCGACGAUCGCUCUCCCAACCACAAAGAGUCCCCAGCAAUCAUGCAGGAGUUGGAGGGUGCCAUGAGAAUAGAUGCACAGGCCCUGAUCUCCUUCUGUCCAGGGAUGAGAGAUGCUCGAGAGAAACUGCGAUGGGCAUCAAAACGUGUUACCACAAUGCAGGAAGACAUCGCGUACUCGUUGUUUGGUAUCUUCGGCGUGCACCUGCCUGUAAUCUAUGGUGAGAAGAAGCAAAAUGCGCUCGGUAGGCUCCUGCAGGAGAUUGUGGCUAGAUCGGGCGACAUAACUUCCCUGAACUGGGUCGGACAAUCGUCCGAGUUCAAUAGUUGCCUUCCAGCCGACAUCAUCUCAUAUGCCACCCCGCCAUGCUCCCUACCAUCAUUGUCUGAAGAUGAGAUUCAGACAGCGGUCUCUUCAUUGCGAAACAUUGUAACCGUGGAUUCAGCUUUAAAGUUGUAUAACCUGCUCGAGAACAUGAAUGCUCCGCUCUUCGCCAAUUGCAGACUUCGUCUGCCUUGCAUCGCAUUCCGGGUCACGGAAGUCAGACGGAGGCAGGGUCAUGCUGCCCAUUCCACGUAUGGAGUGAAAGCAGAUGGGCUUCAGGACUUGGUGAUCACCACGGACGAGACCCUAAUUCAAUUCUCGCGGGCAAGGCCCACUCAGCAGAUAUUCUUUCUUGUCCGUCCAUGGGACCGUCAUCUCCUUGGGCUGCCUGAUUUUUCAGAGCAGCUCACCUUUGCAGAUGAAGGGGAGAGCGUAGGGGAUUGGUCCGAGUCCGAGUCCGGAUCAGAUGACACUCACGAGCCAUCCAGCGACUCGCUUGGAGAAGAGGAAUUGGCAGUUGACUCGGAUGUUCACUCGCGAUCAUUGCGUUUGAUGGUUCAACUUGGGCAGGCUUUCAACGCACUUUUGGUAGCGCAGCAACGCGUUGGAGAAUACAAGAGAAUCGCGUCGGACCAUAACAUCAUUGCGCAGGUCAAAGACAUGGCUUCGAUCGACAUUGUGAACAUCAGGACCCUAGACAUAUUGUAG